AUGGCUUCGACUAGUGUAAGAGCUCGUCCGGUAAAUGUACGGACCGAACUGAAUGUUUUGGCCAUGUUACUUCAGGCCAAACAGAGCUACACGGUGAUCCAGAGAAUGCUCACGGAUCAAGCAAAUGCGCUGGAAAUGGUUUUUGAUGAGAUUGAAGAGCAGGAAUGCCAUUUGAAGAAUUGUAAAGUGAGUUUAUUGUGUGAUUUUUAGAAGUGCUGAAAAGGCGACAAUAAGGUUUCUUUUGAGCGAAUGUACGAAAAUUAAUGUGUGCAAAAUCAAAGUCUUGUCGUUGCUUUGGCCACUUUCCUCAUCCAAUCUAAUAAUGGACAUUUUCAGGAAGACCUUGCAAAAAUACGAGGUCUUAUCGACAAGCUUAUUGAAAAAUGUGCCAGUAUCCGAGCCGGAAAUCGUUUGUGCAACAGGUUGAAGAAGGCGUUCAAUCGCGUAUUUAGUCAAUGGGUUGCGGCAUGGAAAGCGCUUCACCAGGUCAAAAAGGAAAUUGCCGAAGCUGAUGAGAAAGAAGAAGAAACGGAAAACAAUGGUGAGACGAAUAAUAAAGAGAAAGAAGAAACAUAA
Messenger RNA from Bursaphelenchus xylophilus (pine wood nematode), 576 nucleotides. The record is from the annotation of a GenBank genome assembly. Lineage: Eukaryota; Metazoa; Nematoda; Chromadorea; Rhabditida; Aphelenchoididae.